Molecule: messenger RNA, 1053 nt
Organism: Staurois parvus
Lineage: Eukaryota; Metazoa; Chordata; Amphibia; Anura; Ranidae
Source: the annotation of a GenBank genome assembly
GGCGGGCGCCGGACCCCCAGGCGGAGCGACAGGUCUCGGGCCCUCAGGCGGAGCGGCGGGCGCCGGACCCCCAGGCGGAGCGACAGGUCUCGGGCCCUCAGGCGGAGCGGCGGGCGCCGGACCCCCAGGCGGAGCGACAGGUCUCGGGCCCUCAGGCGGAGCGGCGGGCGCCGGACCCCCAGGCGGAGCGACAGGUCUCGGGCCCUCAGGCGGAGCGACAGGUCUCAGGCCCCCAGGCGGGGCGGGCGGGCGCCGGACCCCCAGGCGGGAGCGGCGGGCGCCGGACCCCCAGGCGGAGCGACAGGUCUCGGGCCCCCAGGCGGAGCGGCGGGCACCGAGUCACCAGGCACGACAGUGGGCUCCGAGUCAACUGGCAUGACCGCUGGCACUGGGUCAGACAUUGGAUCGUCUGGCUGGACAGCGGGCAUCGGGUCACCAGGCAUCAGGUCAUUUGGCUCGACAGCGGGCACCGCGUCAUCUGGCAAGGCAGUGGGCUCCGAGUCAACUGGCAUGACCGCGGGCACCGGGUCAUCAGACAUUGGAUCGUCUGGCUGGACAGCGGGCAUCGGGGCACCAGGCAUCAGGUCAUUUGGCUCGACAGCGGGCACCGCGUCAUCUGGCAAGGCAGUGGGCUCCGAGUCAACUGGUAUGACCGCGGGCACUGGGUCAGACAUUGGAUCGUCUGACUGGACAGCGGGGUCAUCGGGUCACCAGGCAUCAGGUCAUUUGGCUCGACAGCGGGCACCGCGUCAUCUGGCAAGGCAGUGGGCUCCGAGUCAACAGGCACGACAGUGGGCACCGGGUCAUCAGGUACCAGAUUGUCUGGCUCGACAGCGGGCAUCGGGUCACCAGGCAUCAGGUCAUUUGGCUUGCCAGCGGGCACCGCGUCAUCUGGCAAGGCAGUGGGCACCGGGUCACCAGGCAUUGGAUUGUCUGGCUCGACAGCGGGGCAUCAACAACAGGCCUAAUAGGAUCGUCAGGGCUGGAUCAGUUCAUCAUGCUGGGUAGAGGCAUCAGGCUGAAUGCCGGCAUCCGGCUGAGUAGAGGCUUCAG